This is a messenger RNA of Aplysia californica (California sea hare), 423 nucleotides long. RefSeq names its product 2-dehydro-3-deoxy-D-gluconate 5-dehydrogenase-like. The transcript has a single exon. Gene Ontology annotation, molecular function: oxidoreductase activity. The coding region runs from base 1 to 423 and encodes 140 amino acids. NCBI's taxonomy places the organism in Eukaryota, Metazoa, Mollusca, Gastropoda, Aplysiida, Aplysiidae. The record is from RefSeq and is a predicted model, not a curated record.
AUGACCUUGUGCGUCCAGGUCAGUGGAGGUCAAGCUGACCGCUUUUUGGCCUUGAGCGGGGACGUUGUCGACCCCUCUGCAAGGAAGACGAUUGUGGAGAAGACGGUAGAGAAAUUUGGACGUCUGGAUGUGUUGGUGGCUAACGCUGGUGUAGCAGAUCCUCAAAGUGGGAUUUUGAAUGCUAGUGAAGAAACUUUUGAUAAAAUCAUGAACACGAACGUAAAAGCAGUGUUCUUCCAGAUUCAAGAAGCGGUGCCACAUCUGGCAGAGAGCAAGGGCAACAUUAUCGUUGUUUCAUCCAUGUUGUCAUUCAUGGCGUGCUCAUCCAGUAUUUUGUAUCCAAUGUCAAAAGCAGCAGUUGAUCACAUGAUCCGAUGUCUGGCGUCGACCUUGGACCGAAAGAAAUCCGGGUCAACGCUGUGA